CAAUCAGAUUCAAUUGUUUAACUUUCUCGACGAAUUUCAAAAUUGGCUCAAUAUUUGAUUCGUUGCUUUGACUACGAUAAAGUUUCAUUUGUUGUCUUUUAAUUGGUUCAGUUAAACAUGGAAACAAAUCUUUAUUGUUGUUUACUUUUAGUUUAAUUGUCUCGUUUGUAAUUAGAAUUAAUGUUUUUUCCAUCAAUCAGAUUGUCAACAACAAUUGGAAUUAGAAAAUUUUCUCUGUUCAAUCAACUAACCCUGAAAAUGUCUUUGUCAAAUUAUUCUGUUGAUUUAUCAGCUAUGAGACAACCAUAUAAAGAGGAUGAGGAUGCUCUUCUUGAGAAGGAUUUACCUACUAGAGAUCCGAUUAAAUUGUUUGAGAUUUGGUUCCAAGAGGCCAAACAAUGUGACAAAAUUUCUGAGCCGAAUGCCGUUUGUGUGUCAACAUGUACAAAUGAUGGAUUCCCUUCAUCUAGAAUGGUUUUGUUAAAAGGCUUUGGUACCGAUGGAUUCAAGUUCUUCACUAAUUGUAAUAGUCGAAAAGGAAAAGAAUUGCGUGAGAAUCCAAAAGCAGCGAUGCUAUUUUAUUGGGAUCCAUUUAACCGUCAGGUCAGAAUUGAAGGAAACGCUGAACAAUUACCUGAAACUGAAUCAAAAAAUUACUUUGAAAGGAGACCCAAAAGAAGCCAAAUUGCUGCAGCAAUUAGUGAUCAAAGUGAACCAAUUGCCAGUCGAGGAGAUUUGAUUGACAAGUACAAUGAGCUUGAGGUUAAACAUGCUGAUGAUGUUCAUCUGAUUAAACCUGAUUGCUGGGGAGGCUUUAAAUUGAUUCCUAAAUCAUUUGAAUUCUGGCAGGGACAAAGCAGUCGUCUUCAUGAUAGAAUCAUUUUCUCUAGAAAUCUUCCCGAUCCUUCAACACCUCAUUCGAUAGCUGAAAAUGGUUGGUUCAUGUAUCGAUUACAACCAUAAAUAAGAUCAAUUUGGAACAAUUAACCAAUCAAAAUCUAAUUGUACUAAUCAAGAGACACAAUUACCUGGCCAAAUCAAACUAGACAUCAAAUAUAUCGGCCAGUUAACAUAAAAAUAUUAGGUAUCCUCAAAAGUUUUUGCACUUUUUUCAUUGAUGAUUUUUUUAGUACUAGAUAUUAGAAGAUAAAGAAUUUCUUAUUAUUAAAUUGAUACUAUUUUAAAGCUUAGAAUUUUCUCUUUCGAAUGAUACUAAUUUUAUUAAUUUCGGACAAUUCAAUUAAUUACAAUUAAAUUUAUAGUAAUGGUGUUUUUUACCGAGUUUUGAUGACUCAUCAUUGAGGUCACUUUUUCCGUCGGUAAAGUGACCUGAAAUUUUUUUUGAUAUGAUUAACAUGUGGUCCUAAUAUUGAAAUUAUUUAGGAAAAAAUUUGAUCUAUUUUGCUUAUUAAAUUGAAUAGAUUAGUUACCUAUUCUGAUGGAUUAGACCCGAUUUCUAUCAAUACCUCACCAUUGAAAAUUUUACCUUUUUUUUCAUAAAAGGUGAAAAUUGGUUCUCUAUGGGGAUUUAGUGUUAAAUGAUUAGUUAAUUAAGUUUUAGUUUCUUUAUAAUCAAAUAAGCAAAAUAGAUCAAAUUUUUUCCUAAAUAAUUUCAAUAUUAGGACCACAUGUUAAUCAUAUCAAAAAAAAUUUCAGGUCACUUUACCGACGGAAAAAGUGACCUCAAUGAUGAGUCAUCAAAACUCGGUAAAAAACACCAUUACUAUAAAUUUAAUUGUAAUUAAUUGAAUUGUCCGAAAUUAAUAAAAUUAGUAUCAUUCGAAAGAGCAAGUUCUAAGCUUUAAAAUGGUAUCAAUUUAAUAAUAGGAAAAUGAUUAUCUUCUAAUAUCUAAGACUAAAAAAAUCAUCAAUGAAAAGAGUGCAGAAACUUUUGAGGAUACCUAAUACAAUCAAUCCAAUGUAAACUUUAAUUACUCGAAUCAGAAACCUUUAUUAUAAACAAUUAACUAAUUUUGAACUUGAAUUGUUAUCAACAGAAUUUUAUUGAUUCCAAAUUUUUCAUUGAAUAUAAAAAAUUGUAAUUAUUUGAUUCACCUUUUCAAAUGAGUAAAGAAUAAUUUUCUUGUAAUGAUAAUUAUGAUCAACUAUAGUUAAUCAUUUAACUGAAUCAGUGAAUUGAUUUCCAAUGAAUCUUUUAAUUCAAAAUUGGAACCAAAAUUUACCCUUUAACCUUUAUGACCUUAAAGGCAUAAAAAGCACUUGUCAUUUCCAUCUUUCUCCUUCUGAGUUUUAAUUGUCAACUAGAUGUUAAUUGUUACAAUCAUUUUUCUUUCCAAAGUCACAUAGUUUUUGACUUCAAUUUCCUUUCUAAAAUGAGUGAACUUAAAUUAACUCGAUAUUUAAUUGUCUCACUGGUGAUCAGUUUCUCGCUAAUUAAACCAACGUCCCAGUUAUCAGCCGCGGGUCUAGCUAAUUUCUUGAAAUCUAUUCCGAAAGCAUUAGUUGAUGUAUUUACGAGUAUGGGUAAAGAAUCUCCAGAAUGUCCAAAUAUAAUCGCAACGGCUUUCACCACUUGUGAAAAGCCACUUUUACGAAAACUUGGUCGUAUUGAACAUCAAAUGGAAAAAGGUUCUAAUUCUUAUUCCGACUGUUGCUACUAUGCUCAGUUUCAUCAUUGUAUGGUUUCCAAGGUCAAGGAUAAGUGUCACCAACACAUCGAUAAAGUUAUUGACGGAUCAGAUUAUACCAAUUUGAAAGUAGAUUGUUCAGAAUAUCAUCAUGAAACCUUAAAGUGUUUCAUCGUUGAUCACCAGAAUAUAAUCAUUUCGAUCGCUGUUAUUUUGCUUCUAAUUGGAUUAGGUUAUUACAUAUUCGUUUAUCAACGUUAUCGACCUCAAUUUUUGGUUCGAUCUCCUCCAAAAGUAAAAUCAGGAAUACAAAGUCGAGUUAAUUUCUUUUCCAAUAUCAAAAACAAUUCAAACAUUUAAACUCACUAAUUAACCAUUUCACUCCUUCACUUAUUAAUAUAAUCAUUAAUUUAAAUACUUCCAAUGAUGUAACAAUCAAUCAUUUGAAUUUCUAAAAGAAACUCUUUUUUCGUAUCUUAAUUAACAAUUAAACUAAAUGAAAAAUUUUUUACACUCAAAA
Molecule: messenger RNA, 3108 nt
Organism: Panonychus citri (citrus red mite)
Lineage: Eukaryota; Metazoa; Arthropoda; Arachnida; Trombidiformes; Tetranychidae
Product: pyridoxine-5'-phosphate oxidase-like
Exons: 5
Coding region: 181-963 (260 amino acids)
Biological process (GO): pyridoxal 5'-phosphate biosynthetic process; pyridoxine biosynthetic process
Molecular function (GO): pyridoxamine phosphate oxidase activity; FMN binding
Source: RefSeq, a predicted model, not a curated record